Molecule: messenger RNA, 5827 nt
Organism: Lepus europaeus (European hare)
Lineage: Eukaryota; Metazoa; Chordata; Mammalia; Lagomorpha; Leporidae
Product: UDP-glucuronosyltransferase 2B16-like
Exons: 6
Coding region: 30-1622 (530 amino acids)
Molecular function (GO): UDP-glycosyltransferase activity
Source: RefSeq, a predicted model, not a curated record
GUGGCAAGGAAACGCUGCAUUUCACCAGGAUGCCCAGGAGAUGUGUCUCACUUCUGCUGCUGCUACAGCUGAGUUGCUGCUUCAGCUCUGGGAGUUGUGGGAAGGUGCUGGUGUGGCCUAUGGAGUACAGUCACUGGAUGAAUAUGAAGACAAUCCUGGAUGCACUUGUGCAGCGAGGCCAUGCAGUAACUGUUCUGAGAUCUUCUGCUUCUAUUUUAAUUGAUAGCAACGAUGAAUCAGGAAUUAAAUUUGAAACUUUUCACACAUCUUACACUAAAGAUGAAGUCCAAGAUAUUCUCUUAAAUGGGAUUAAUACACUUAUAAACGAUGUGUCAAGAGAUGCAUAUUGGGAAUAUUUCCCACUAAUGCAAAAAUUAUUCUUUGAAUAUUCUGAUGUUUAUGAAAGUAUCUGCAAAGACUUGGUUUUGAACAAGAAAAUCAUGACGAAGCUACAGGAAUCAAGGUUUGAUGUUGUUCUUGCAGACCCAUUUGCUCCCUGUGGUGAGCUGCUGGCUGAGCUACUGAACAGACCCCUUGUGCACAGUCUCCGCUUCACUCCUGGCUACACCUAUGAGAAGUAUAGUGGAGGACUUCUGUUUCCUCCUUCCUAUGUGCCUGUUAUUAUGUCAGAUUUAAGUGGACAAAUGACAUUCAUGGACAGGGUAAAAAACAUGUUAUUUAUGCUUUAUUUUGACUUUUGGUUUCAAAUGUUUAAUGUGAAGAGGUGGGAUCAGUUUUACAGUGAAGUUCUAGGAAGACCCAUUACAAUAUCUAAGCUAAUGGGGAAAGCUGAAAUAUGGCUUAUACGAAGCUAUUGGGAUUUGGAGUUUCCUCGCCCACUAUUGCCUAAUUUUUAUUUUGUUGGAGGGCUUCAUUGCAAACCUGCCCAACCUCUACCCAAGGAGAUGGAAGACUUUGUGCAGAGCUCUGGGCAAGAGGGAGUGGUGGUGUUUUCCCUGGGGUCCAUGGUCAGCAACAUGACGGAAGAAAGGACCAAUGUGAUUGCAUCAGCACUUGCCCAGCUGCCACAAAAGGUUAUUUGGAGAUUUGAUGGCAAGAAACCGGAUACCUUAGGACCUAAUACCCAGCUCUAUCAGUGGAUCCCUCAGAACGACCUCCUUGGUCAUCCAAAAACCAAAGCUUUUGUAACUCAUGGUGGAGCCAAUGGCAUCUAUGAGGCCAUCCACCAUGGCAUCCCUAUGGUGGGCCUUCCUUUGUUUGGGGAGCAACAUGAUAACCUUGCCCACAUGAGGGCCAAGGGAGCAGCUGUUAGAUUGGACUGGAAAACAAUGUCAAGUUCAGAUUUGAUCGAUGCCUUGAAGACAGUCAUUCAUGAUCCUUCCUAUAAAGAGAAUGUCAUGAAGUUAUCAAGAAUUCACCACGAUCAGCCCAUGAAGCCGCUGGAUCGAGCAGUCUUCUGGAUCGAGUACGUCAUGCGCCACAAAGGAGCCAAACACCUUCGGGUUGCAGCCCACGACCUCACCUGGUACCAGUACCACUCUCUGGAUGUGAUUGGCUUCCUGCUGGCUUGUGUGACAAUCAUUAUCUACCUUGUUAUAAAAUUUUGCUUGCUUGUUUAUCAACGGCUUGUUAUGAAAGGAAAGAAGAGAAAGCAAGAUUAGAGCUGUUUCAGACCUAAGGCUAGCAGCCCUGCUAUGUGACAUCAUGCCAUUAACUCAACCAUUAAGGAUGCAUGUUUGUCAAGACUGUCCUGCACAGUUUAAGAGGUCUGUGCCUCCAGAGUCAUCGAAAUAUUUAUUCUUGACUAAGUAUUAAGGAAAUACACCAUUCUAACUUUAGAUAUAUUGAGAUACUUUGAUUUUAGUGCUGAAUUAUUAACUUAUUUUAAUAACAUUCAAAAAAUGAGACUCACUGGAGCAUCAGACAGUUGCUUUCAAAGGAGUUGUCAAGUUUCGUGUCUGUUUUUAGAAACAUCAUCUACUCAAACACCAUGCAUUAUCACUUGCCAAAGGAAACUAUAGUCAGAUUUUGUUGUAGGAGGCAAGACAGAUUAUAUCCUGACUUCUUCACUUGGAAGAGUGACUCCAUGAUAAACUGUACUCAACUUCAACUAGGACAGAGUGACUGAUUUUCAAAAGACCUAAAAAGAGAAUAUGAUAGUGAAGGAGAACAACAAAGGGAUCACUCAAAAUUAUCUAAAUGGAAAAUUACAGAAGAAUGAAGUGGAAAAUUACCAUAAAAUCAUAAAUGAUUUGGUAAGGUGGGCUAGACAAUGCAGAGUCUGCAAUUUAGUAGGAUUUAGUUUUCUUUAGCAAAGAGUCAGCAUGCAUUUUAGGUUUACCUUUAAGGCUCUAACUCAUGAGCUAUUUCAGGUGGAUAACAGGCUAAACUUGAUGAAGUCUCUUACCAUUUGUUUUGGCAAAGUUUUUAUGUACAUGAAGUUUACUGUUCAUUUUUUCAUAAAACACAUAGCAUGUCAUCCUGUAAUCUUUUUGUUUAGUUUCAAAAUUUUGGAUUGCUCUAACUAUGCCUACUGAGUGUCUGCAAUAUCCUAAAAUAUUUGGUUAGGAACAAGAAACACAUUUUCCAUAUGAGGCUUUGAACAUUCUUGAGCUACAAUUUUCCCUUUAUUUAAAGAUCCUCUCUGCCUUAGAUAGUAACUUGGAAUAUCAAAGUAGGGUCUGGUUACCUUUAGUUUGGGAUGGUAACCCAGAGCCAGCAAGUUUGUCCCAUAUAUUUAUAAUUUAUAGCUAAAAGUUUUCUCAUCUCCUACAAUGAAUCUCUAGUUUCUCUCAAUUAAAAAAAAAAAGAUUUACUUUAGUUUAUUUGAAAGACACAUUUGCAGAUAGAAUGACAGGAAUAGACUGAGAGAGAGAGAGAGAGAGAGAGAGAGAGAGAGAUCUCCAUCCACUGGUUCAUUGCCCAAAUGGCUGAAAUAGCUAGAAUUGGGCCAGAACAGAGCCAGGAGACAGGAGCUUCUUCUCGAUCUUCCACAUGGUGCAAGGGCUCAAGUCCUUGAGUGAUCUUUCACUGAUUUCUGAGGUUCAUUUGCAGGGAGCAGGAUCAGAAGUGGAGCAGCCCAAACUAGAACUGGCACCCAUUUGGGAUGUCACCCUUCCAACUUAACUUGCUAUGCAACAAUAAUGGCCAGAGACCUCUCAUUUAUAGCCACACUUUCAAGACAAAUAUUUUCAAGUGCUUUAAUACCUGAGAUACUGUGGAAAUGAAAACCGGAAGUUUAUAUUAUUUUCCCAUAGUCUUCCUUUCUUGUAUGUAGGGAAUAAUAGUGAAAUAAAUAGUCAAAUAUGUGCAGCAAUUUUUAAGUCCUAUUCUGGAAAUAGCAGUUUAAAUGACAAAAGUAUCUCCACAUCUUGACUUUGCUAAGUACAGCCUUUGGACAACAGAACACAGUUUGCAAAUAAAACAGGGAAAACAGAAAUCCAGCUAAGGUAGUGGCUUUGCCUUAAAAGAGAUAUAGUUAAAUAGAUUGAAAAAAGUCAUACCAUUUUUAAAUAUAGAAAAGAGUUUUACAAAACUCUUUUAGACAAUAUUAUACUCAGAAUAUUUUAAUUAACCUUUGAAUAUUUAAUCAAACCACUGAAAAGCAAAAAGUUAGGGCAGAUUUUGUAGCCAUUGGUUUAAGCUGCCACUUGAGAUACCUGCAUCACAUAUUGGAGUCCCAGUUCAAGUGCCAGCUGCCGUGUUUCUAAUGAAGCUUCCUGGAUGCAUUCUGAGGUACAGCAAAUGACAGCUCAAGUGCUUGGGUCCCUGUCUCUCACUGUGAAACUCAGAUGGAGUUCUAGGCUUCUGGCUUUAGUCUGGUUGAGCCCUGGAUGCUGUGGGCAUAUGUGGAUGGAAGAUUUCAGUACAUUUUCUGUUACUUUCAAGUUAAUGAAAUUAAAUAAGCCUUAAGAAAUAAAAGUGUGCCAUAGAAUAGUAAAAUAUGAGAAACGGAAAAGUGAUUCAUUAGCACUGUUUAGUUACUUUGCUGUGUUUUUUAAAAGGAGGAGGGCAAUACAAUGCUAUACAUAUCCAUUAUUCUGAGUCAAUAAAGAUGCUCUACAUGCACCAGUAAAAUACAAUUUCUAUUUCUCUUUUCUUCAUGUAACUGAAAAUUCAUUAGUGACCUUGUCGAAGUAGGUAGGUCUUAUUUACAAUUGUUACAGUAAGGUAUAUAAAUCUAUGCUCCUCAUGAAUAAUAAAUGCAUUGUUGCAUCUGUUUUAAUUGUAAGAAUUCUUUUCAUUUAUCUCAAAAUGUAUACACAUAGUAUAAGAAAAUAUGUACACAUGAAGGAACACUUGGCAAAGAAAUAUUAAAAACUCACUAUAAAAUGAAUUCCAAAUAUGGCAAUAUUCUUUGUGUAUUUAUUUCUUCAUGAUUGAUAUAGCUUUCAUCGGUAAAUACAGGUACUCUAAGUUACCAUGUGCAAUAACAGAAUUUAUAUGACAUCCAUCAUCUUUAAUACUACCUUAUUAGUCUUGUGAUUAUGCAAUAUGCUGUUUAAAGGAAUAAAUUUGCAAAGCACUACAUCAGAGAUAAGAUACAAAACUCAGAUAAGGGUAAAUUUUCAUCUUGAAACUAAAAACUGAAGGUUAAACCUUAUAUUUCAGGGACUGAUUGAAUAAGUAUGAGUUUUGUGAAAUAAUUUCCUUAUAGAAAGCAAUGUUUCUUAAUGGACAAGUAAUAUCAAUAUUAUACAUGCAUAUACAUGAAAUAUAUAUAAUAUACAUAUAUACAUAUAUAAAUAUAUAUAAUAUACAUAUAUAUGUAUGUAAUAUAAAUGUAUUAUACAUGUAUAUACAUGAAAUAUAAAUAUAGAAUAUAAAGAAAUUUGAUUCUUAUGCUUAUAUUCUUUAAUGUUAAGUAUACUCUUUAGCAUAAAUGUUUUUAAAACUCAAAAAUAAUUAUAAAUUUUGAAAGUGGAGCCUUGGAAAGAUGUUUCUUCCUGCCUGUAUCACCUUUCAGUGUCACUCCAGUGUCCUCUACUGUGGAAUCCCAUUGUUCCUUCAGUUGACAAAGGAGAAAAGUUUAUAGACUAUUGAUUCAAAAUUACAAAGCUAUUGAGUGAGAGACAAUUGGAGAUACAUCUUCUAGCCAUUGAUAUAGCACUUAAUUAUCCAUAGCUUGCCCACAUCAAAACCAGGUAUCCAGAACUCAAUACAGGCUCCCAUUUGAGAGUCAGUGACACAAGUUCUGUAGCUAUAACCUGCUACUUCCCAAGAUGAACAUUAGCAGGAAGCUGGAUAAGAAGUGGGGGAGCAAAGACUCAAAUCAGGCAUUCUCAUAUAAUAUGUAAUUGUCUUAGCAGUGACUUAAGUGCUGCACCACACACAUUUCUGUCUUAAUUUUUAAAACAGGUCACUGCACAUUGUAGAGUGACAAAAUCUUAGUCCUUGUGUUAAAAUAUGUGUUUCUUUUGGAUUCCUACCCAAAUACAUGUUUUAAAACUGUUUCUUACAAGGCUCUAUUCAAGUAGUUCCCUCAUCUGCUAAUAACUGGUGGAUCCGGUUUGGUUUCACACAUGGCUAUGAAAGUUCUGUUUCUUUUAUAGGCAAAAUGUGUGCGUUUGGAACUGAAGAGAAAGGAUGGAGUCAUUUGAUGAGUGUACUCUACUGAAUGGAAUUUGAUAUUUUAUAUAUUGGAGAUUUUUAUAAGCCAUGAUAUUUUUAUUUAUUUUAGCAUAUUCAUAUUUGUCCAAAAAUAUUUUAGAAUUUAUUGGUAUUUAAUCUUUGACUUUUUCUGAGAUUAUUUUAGGAAAGAUUUUAUAAGAACGUGAAAUAAAUGUGUAUACCCUCAUGUUUGAGAAUUCUUAAAAACAUUCAUUAAAAUGAAAUGAAAAAAUAAAGUGUAAAAUUUAUGUUUUAA